GGACAAUGAGAAAAAUAUUCUCAAGUCUCUAGAAGACCCAUUGAGGUCUGGGUCACUGUUGUUGAAGACACAACAUCCAAUCCCUCCUCAAAGGAAUCUGAAAAGUGGGAAGCGUCUGAAAAAAAACCUUAGAGAGAGACGCUCCCAGGAUUUCGCGUCCGUACUGGCUAUGGCGGCGCAAAUGUCACGUGGAACCUUGGAUUGAAUUCGAUUUCGUGGUUUUCUUGGUCGUUCUUCAUUCUCAGUUCAUUUCCGCACCUGGUUUUGAAUUUAGAUAAAUGAAUCGUGGCCAAAAAACCUAAAAUCGAACAUCAAAUUUGCGAGAAAUAUUGUUCACGUUAAUUCUGUAUUGCGAGUCGAUUUUGAGCUUUAACUUGAAAUUUGUUUAGUUUAGCUGCAAUUGAAGGAGUGCUGGGUGUUCGCCGGUACUGGGUGACCCCUGUGACUGAGUUUCUUGGAAUUUUUGGGAUCGCGUUUGGGUUUACCUGUUCGCGUUUUACCUGCUCUGCGACCCCUGUGGCUGGGUUUACCUGCUCUGCGACUUCAACGAAGACAGGUAGGCUACCGAGAUGGCAAGGAAGAAGCAAGGAGUAGGGGAUUCCUCCACUACGAGAACUACUACGUCGUCUACCAGAUUUGUUGUCCUGGACGGGAUGGAAGAAGACUUCCCAACCCUGACCUCUGCGAACUGCGUACAGGGGAAACCUGCUGCAAAAAACGCAGGUCCUCCUGGGAAGGCUGCGAUGGAUGCUGCUGAUGCUGGGAUGCCUGGGACUGCUGUUGCUAGGACUCCUGGGACUGCAGUAGCUGGGAAUCCUGUGAUUGUUGCUGAUGUUAGGAGGCCUGGGACUGCUGGGUGCACUGGCAGUAACCUUGGCCGAACUCCUAUUGAGCAUCACGUUUGCACUGCUGGAAAAUGGAAAAGCUACAAAGGAUGACACUGUGCAGACAAUUGCUAAACAGUCCGCUGCCAAGCCUUGGAACGCACUAUUCAAAGACAACCGAGAACCCUCUAAUGGUCUAAAAUUGAGGUAUAUCCGGCCAAAAGGCAACUCAUUAGACUUUGUUGAUAGGAAUUUCCCCUCCAUGAUUGAGAUGUGGGGAUUUUGCCUGGUUAGACUCUUUACCGGAAAACACCCCGGUCUUAAGACCAUCUAUGAAUUGAAAAAUACUUGGGGUGUUAGUUGUAUUAUGAAAACCCAUCAAAAGGGGUGGGUUAUUUUUAAAUUUCACAAUGAUGAACAUAGGCAAAAAGUUUUGAAAGGGGGACCUUAUACCAUUUUGGUAUACAACUAAUGUUAAAAUCUCUCUCAGAGGAUUUUUCAUUUGAUGAUGAUGAAUUUCUUAAGAUCCCCAUUUGGGUUAAAUUUCCCAAUUUACAUAUGAAGCUUUGGAAUGAGGAAGCUAUGAGUGAGACUGCUUCCAUGGUUGGGGUUCCACUAUCCACGGAUAAAGUAACCCAAGAUAGGAGCAAUCAUCUCUAUGCUAGGGUUUUGAUUGAGUUUUAUGUCUCCCAACCACCGCCAUUAUCAUUUCCUAUUCGACUACCUUCCCGUAAAGUAGUCAAUCAAACUGUGGUUUAUGAGACCUCUCAAACUUCUGUUUCCAUUGCAAAGAAUAUGGGUACUACCCAUUUAUUUGUAAGAAACUGGCAACUAAAGAACGGGAAAAGGCUAACGAAGAAAAGGAAGAAAAGAGAGUAAUCGAGGACAUGGGGACAAAACUUAACGACAAGGAAAAGGAAAAGAAAAAAUUACAAAUAAAGGGAGAUGAGGCUCAAACUAGCACUCCAGAGAAAGAGUUAAGGGCUGAGGAGGAGGGGGAGAUACCUCGGGAUGAUAAUGUGAUUGCAACUGAGCCAGAAGGGGUACCGAUGAUUGCAUCAAAUGAUGUGGGGAUGAUCUCCACACCUGAAGGGACACCGGAUGACACGGAAAGUGAGGAGGAGGAAAAUGAGGAAUCAGACUCUAAUAAACCUGUUUUCAGCGAAGAUGAGAGGCAAAUUAUUGAUGAAUGUAAGAUGAGAAUUCUGCUCCUUAGAAGGAAGAAGCGACUAGAAGCUGAAGAUGUUCAAGAAGAACUUGGCUAGCGACUUUUGUGUUUAAUUAAUUACUUUUUGGAGGAUGUGAUGUGAUAGAUGAAUUAAUUUCAGUAAGAUACUUUAUAUUUAGGUUAGAGUCCUUCUAACUUAGGUAGCCUUUCUUCUGAUCAGGUUUGAUACAUUGUAUAAUGAUAUUUUUGGAUAUUGUUAAUAUAAUUACCCUUCAU
This is a messenger RNA of Cuscuta europaea, 2268 nucleotides long. The record is from the annotation of a GenBank genome assembly. NCBI's taxonomy places the organism in Eukaryota, Viridiplantae, Streptophyta, Magnoliopsida, Solanales, Convolvulaceae.